Messenger RNA from Erinaceus europaeus (western European hedgehog), 2995 nucleotides. RefSeq names its product transmembrane protein 245 (gene TMEM245). The record is from RefSeq and is a predicted model, not a curated record. Lineage: Eukaryota; Metazoa; Chordata; Mammalia; Eulipotyphla; Erinaceidae. The coding region runs from base 43 to 2676 and encodes 877 amino acids. The transcript is spliced from 18 exons.
CGCGCGGCGUCUGGGCGGCGCAGGCGCGGCACCCCAGGCGCCAUGGCCGACGGCGGCGGCAGGUCGGCCGAGGCGCGCAGCCCGCGGGGCUCCCCGGCGCGGGCGCCCGGGUCCCCGCGAGCGGCCGGGCCCGGCGUCGGCACCGCAGAGACGCCGCGGGCCGCCGCGCUGGCGCUGCGCUUCGACAAGCCCAUCAAGCAGGCGUUCUACAACACGGGCGCCGUGCUGUUCGUGUGCCUGUGCUGCGGCGCGGCCGUGCUGGUCUACUUCAUCCUGGAGGCCUUCCUGCGGCCGCUGCUGUGGGCCGUGCUGUGCGGCACCUUCCUGCACCCCUUCAAGAGCUCGCUGACGCGCCUGGGCCGCGGCUGGCUGGCGCGUCUCCACCGCGCGCGCUCGCCCGUCGUGCUGGCCGCCCUGCUGCUGCCUCUGAGCUGCGCCGACCGCGCGCUGGAGGCGCUGGGGGAGCGCGUACUGCGCCUGCGCCGCCACCGCGGGCUCCUGCUAUUGGGGGCGGGCGUCCCCGUGCUGUACGCGCUCGGCCGGCUGGGGGCGGGGCUCGGCGCGCACGUGCUGCUGGGCCGCGUGGCCGCGCUGCUGGGCCGGGGGCUCGACUGCUUCAGCAGCCUCUGGAUCUGGACGUUGGUAGUUGGCUAUGUGUUGGCCGUUUCGUUCAAGUGGAACACGAGCACCGAACGCUACCUGAGAGCAAUCUCAAUUCCUGUCUGGAUUAUCUUGCUUUUCCACCUAGCUUCCCUGGCUGGCUCAUGGAGAAUUCCAGUAUUCCUGGUUAUUGUUUUCCUGAUAUCUGUGGGCACUCUCUAUGAAAAGCAGAAUGAAAAAGAGUCUUCUGGGGCGGAGUUGCCGGGGCAAGUGAUCUCCAUGGCCGCAUCCACCCUGGCAACCUUGGCCAUCUCCAUCACGGGCUACGAGUCCGGUGCCGACGACCAGCCCACGCCGCGGCCCGCAGAGUCUGCGGACGGGAGAGGAGCCCCGCCGGAGUCGUCCUCGACGCCUUCGCCCUCCACCCCUUCGCCCACUCUGGGCAGAGCACGGCCCGAGAUGGCGGCCUUUCUCCGGAAGAAGAGGACGAGCGAUGUGUAUUUUGUGUUUCUCGUCUGGGCCAUCGUGGGAGUCCAGCUGUGGCUGAACCUGUGGAUCGUGCAGCUGCUGCCGGUGCCCAUUGCAGUGUGGGUGCUCAAAAAGGUCGUCAUUCACUUUGGAGUCGUGCACUUCCUGGAGAGACGCUGCCGUCAGUGGUGGAGAGUCGUGGAGAGCUUCCUGAGGGAGCGGCAGGAGGCCCUGGCACCAUGGCCCAUCAUUGGACUUGGGAAAUUCUUGCUGAAGGUUGACAGCAAGCUCUGGCAAUGGCUAAACAAGAAGAUGAUCAUCUGGUUGGAGAAGAUGUUAGACAAAAUAAUCAGCAUUUUCAUCAUAUUUUUGCUAGUGAUAGGAACCCUUCUUUUAGCCCUGCUCCUUACUGCAAAGGUACAUCAAGAAAGUGUGCACAUGAUUGAAGUCACAAGCAGCCUGAUUAAUGAAACUCUAGCAAACCACCCGGAGUGGGCAAAUUGGCUUCCAGAGGCGCAGGUAGUCCAAAGAGCGCUCAAUUCUGCAGCUAACAAUGUGUAUCAGUACGGACGAGAAUGGAUAACUCACAAGCUUCAUAAGCUUCUUGGAGAUAAGGUGAACAACACUGCAGUGAUUGAGAAGCAAGUCCUAGAGCUUUGGGACAGACUGUAUCACUCCUGGUUCGUGAAGAAUGUGACUCACUCUGGGAGGAACAAAGGACAAAAGAUGCACAUCAGCCGCCAGAACAGCUGGCUGGGGGACAUUCUGGACUGGCAGGACGUUGCCUCCUUUGUUCACGAGAACAUCGAGACAUUCCUUUCAAUUCUGGAGUCUCUGUGGAUCGUCAUGAGCCGCAAUGUGAGCCUGCUUUUCACCACAGUCACCACGCUCCUGACCAUUGUCUUCUACAGCGGGACCGCCCUCCUCAACUUUGUGCUGUCCCUGAUAAUUUUCCUGACCACGCUGUUUUACCUGCUAAGCUCCAGCGAUGAGUACUACAAGCCAGUGAAGUGGCUGAUAAGCCUGACCCCACUGUCUCAGCCGGGCCCUUCCUCCGCGAUCAUUGGCCAGUCUGUGGAGGAAGCUAUCAGAGGGGUGUUCGAUGCUUCCCUCAAAAUGGCCGGCUUCUACGGGCUGUACACCUGGCUGACGCACACCGUGUUUGGCAUCAACAUCGUCUUCAUCCCUUCAGCAUUAGCGGCCAUCCUCGGAGCUGUGCCCUUCCUGGGGACAUACUGGGCUGCUGUCCCCGCGGCACUGGACCUGUGGCUCACACAAGGCUUGGGGUGCAGAGCUGUUCUCCUGCUGGUGUUUCACCUCCUGCCAACAUACUUUGUGGAUACUGCCAUCUAUUCCGACAUCUCGGGCGGCGGCCAUCCCUACCUGACAGGCCUGGCGGUGGCCGGCGGAGCUUACUACCUCGGCCUGGAGGGGGCGAUCAUCGGACCCAUCCUCCUGUGCACGCUGGUCGUGGCAUCCAAUAUCUACAGCGCCAUGCUCGUGAGCCCCACGAACCCGGCGCCCACACCAGGCCACUCCCCGUGGCCUGCUCAGACCCCGCGGACCUUCCGUGACGUUUCUGAAGACAUGAAGUCUUCGACCGAUUGAUGUGAUUCUCGCAGUGACCUCAGUCCCGCUGUGGCCUUCUGUCCCUUGAGCCCGUGAGAGAAACAGAAGCUUCCUGGCCUUCCAGACAGACCGCCUAGAUAGGAGAGGACUUGCUCUGGGCUGUUUUGCAUUUUUAAGCUCGGAAGUGUGGCUUUGCUCACUUAACUGUUGCUGCUGAAACGGCUUGAGGCCUUUCCGUCUGUACACUGGUACAUGGCCUGAAACUUUCCCACUUGGGUUAUCUGCAGUGUUAGAACAUUCAGCCUGUUGAGAACUCUGAACUACCUUCUGUUAAAAGUACAGACUGAUUCUUCUCUUG